This is a messenger RNA of Salmo salar (Atlantic salmon), 7628 nucleotides long. Lineage: Eukaryota; Metazoa; Chordata; Actinopteri; Salmoniformes; Salmonidae. The record is from RefSeq and is a predicted model, not a curated record.
UAAUUCAGUGUCAGAGAAAUAUUUAUUUCUAGCUUGCUAGCUCAGCGACGUUCAUAUCUGAGGGCGUCCGAUUUCCCCUCCUCUUCAGAGGCAUUACGAUGCCCUCUGAUUUUAUAUCCCUACUCAGCGCGGAUCUCGACCUGAAUUCCCCCAAAUCCCUAUAUUCCAAAGAAUCAGUGUAUGACCUUCUCCCCAAAGAGCUGCAGCUGCCGUCCUCCACUCAGCAAAACCCAGCAGCAGCCAUGAGCCAGAAGAGCGGUGGAGAGGCGGUUCCCCCUCCCUCAGCUGCCCUUGACUCAGGUAAGCCCCUCCUUCUCUUCUGCCUCCAUGGUAACAGUGAGCAGUGCUGGUAAUGGUUCCAUCCUGUUUCCUGGAGUCAACCCUUCUUUAGGCUACCUGCAAGACCACUUCCAACUACAUUAGGGGUAGGCAGCACACAGUCUGUACCUGUAGGCUUACACCUGCAUGUAGAGUACAGCCAAUGGGCAAGGAGCAGCUGCUGAAGACCGGAGUUAUGAGGCCUUAUUGCCCUCUCCCUUGGGCGUCCUGUGGCCCUCAGCAAACACACUGCACACAAUGCCAGCCAGCCAUCCCUGGGCCCUGGGGGCUUGCUCACGUCUCUGAAGACUGUGAACAGUUCUAACUGUGAGUGAUGGGAAUGACCUGUUCCUGUUUUUUCGGUUUUGGUGUGCAUUAUCCCCUGGGUUUUACACAGAUAAUUGUUGCAGACAUGCAGAACUAUGAGCACCUUAUAUCAUGAUCUGUUGCUGGUUGCUAUAAACCUCACAGCUCAGAUGUAAUCAGCUCCAGCUGCAGCCCCCUUUCAGAAUCCCAAUCAGAGGGCUAGACUGAAAAUGAGCUGUGGUAAAGCAUUGCCUGGUUUUGUGCUGACACAAUGAUUCUAUACAGGAACUGUAGGAUCCAAACAUCUCUUUAUGACAUAGGCCUACAGGUUGCAAGCAGAUCGGAAAGGCCUCUUUUAAUGUGCUUUAGAGUAGACAUUUUUAAAGGUUUUCCCAUCAGGGCGUAGGGGCUGUAACACAAACAGAGAGGGCAUUCUUGCUCUCCAUAGAAAUCCAACUUCAUGAUCCUAGCUCAACAAUUGGCUAUACGGAUUGCACUGUUUUGAGUGGUUGGGUUAUGCCAAAACAAAGUCAUGCCUACAGUCCUUGCUGGGAACACUGUGCCUUGCAGUUGGAGUCUAAGGAAACCCUCUUCAUUCCAUGCCGUUAGCGGACACCCCUGAUUCUUUCGGGGCACACAAGACCUACAGUCCAGUCCCCAUCUUCUUGGGCUGUCUGAAUGAUCUUCAAUACGGCAGUCUGUCUAUUUGGGGUCCACCAAAUCAUGAAAAGCAAAAUGUACCCCAUUAAUUGACUAUAGCAAUUGGCUCCCAGUCUGUUAUUGUACAUUUGUGAAGAUAAAUGUUCUAAAAAUGCAAACCAUCUCUCUUUUGGGACAAGACACAAGUCAGAAGCCGGGUACAAAACCAUUUCGGUACUGCUCACAAAAGCAUUGUUUGAGAUCCAAAAAUGUUAAGUAAUUCAGUGAUAUCUCUUUGCAAAAUUCCAGAAACAUCACUAACUGUUUACUUAUGUGUUUUGCAGCUAUUUUGCUUAACCAGUUACUGCCACAACAUUAUUUUAAGAAGUAUCUUCUGACACCAUACAUCAGUCUGUGUAAGGCUAAAUAGUACAUCUAGUACACUACAGUACUUGCAUAAGGAAUCCAGAAAAUCACUGAAACUAGUGUGUUUGCAACUGUAGGCCUAAAUGUUAAUUAACCCAAUAUCAUAUUCAAAGGAAGAGAAAAAAUAUAAAACAAAACACCUUUUGGUUAAAUUUGUCACAACCUGAACGUUCAAAAUGCAAUUCACUUUAGCUCUUUUUACUCUGCCCCUUACCAAAGUGCCCCGGUUUAGAGUGAGUUUCAGUAGAACCAGAAGUCUGUUGCCUUCGGACAUCAGUGCUUCAAUGCAGCCAAUGCAGCCCUCAGACAAGGCGGGACAUACUGGCUGUAGCUGGAGGAAGGAAGUUCCCUCUGAAGCAGGGAGUGUCUGCAUAUAAAAUGGUCUGCAGUUCUCUGCUUCAUAGGUCAGAAGCUUGUUUAUCUUGUCUCUGUGGCUACGCUCAGUCCCAACUAAAUUGUUUGAACCUGUAUGAGAAAAAGCUCCAUUUGGCACGCAUCAUCUUACACACCAGAUAAUCUUAAUUUCAUUUGAACAUCCCUCUACAUGUAGAUUUCCCAGUUAACUUCUGUUUAUGGCAAAUGCUAUUGAAAAUCAAGUCCCAGUGUCACUGAAAGAUGGUUAGAGAAUUGGAUUACUGCACGUUCUGGGGAACUAUUUUUUUUGCCGAUUUGAAUUAGAAACUCUCAAAGUAUCAAUUUCAGAUACUUAGAUAUACAUGUCAGUAGAUUCAUGACUUUUCAUUUACAUCAUGUCCUGUUAUAGGACUCUUUCCCACAUUUACAUUUUUUUUUUUGUCAGAACACGUGUACACACAUACUCACCUACACACACUCACACAUAGACACACUCACUCAUCAUGAUGCAAUAAAAGAAAAGUGAAAAUUAUAAUUGGAUGAUCAAAGAAAGCAAAAAAAACGAGAAAACAACCAUGCACAAAUUUCGCUGCUUGAAUGGGACUGCUAGCCAAUGCUGGUUGAGAUGCCUUUAUUUACUCUCCAAUUGUAUACACUGUAGAUGCCACCACCGUCUCCUCUUCUAUGACCAUGGGAGGCCCUCGCAGUGCUUUUCCCACCUCUUCCACCUCCACCAUGCACUCCACUACUUCAGCCACCGACCAGACCUCUGCUCACACCGGCAUCGCCGCUCCAGACGAAGGUGUAAGUAGCAGAGCGGUGGCCGACAUGCUUGGAGCCGAGGGCGGGAAUGGCAACAGUGGGAGUGCUGGUGGCGGCAGGGCUGGCGGCGAGAAAGGAGGGGCAGGAUCCCUAGGUGGAGGAGGAAGAGGGGGGGCAUCCCAGGAGGCCCAGCAGCACCACCAAAUGACCCCCUCCAAACGGCGGACGGUGCUGAACAUCUCGCCUCCGCCCGAGGACCUGUUUGACGACAGCCGCAUGUCCUGCCAGGAGGAUCAGCUCCAGGACUCAGAGCAGAGCAACAGCAUCUGGAUGGAUGACUCCGCUUCCAACUUCAGCAUCGUCAGCUCCAGCUCCUACAACGACAACACAGAGGUGCCCCGGAAGUCCCGCAAGCGCACCCCCCGCCAGCGACCCGGCCCCAAGCCUGCCUCGGCCGAGGAGGCCAGCAUGGACGUGUUUGAUGCAGACAGUGCCAAAGGGCCUCACUUUGUGCUCUCACAGCUGGGCUCAGACAGCAAGGCCUGUACCAAAGGAAGUUCGGCAGAUGGCCCCCAAACAACCCAUCAGAAAGGUGGGACCCUAGCGAGCCAGUUCCCUCAGAAGAGUGAGGGAAAGGAGCUGAAGAUCCUGGUCCAGCCUGAGACCCAGCACAGAGCCCGCUACCUGACUGAGGGCAGCAGGGGGUCAGUGAAGGACCGCACUCAGCAGGGCUUCCCCACCCUAAAGCUGGAGGGUGUGAAUGAGGCAGUGGUGCUGCAGGUGUUUGUGGGUAAUGACGCUGGGCGUGUGAAGCCACAUGGGUUCUACCAGGCCUGCAGGGUGACAGGGCGCAACACCACAGCCUGCAAGGAGGUGGACAUCGAGGGCACUACUGUCAUUGAAGUGUCCCUAGACCCCAGCAAUAAUAUGACCCUGGCGGUGGAUUGCGUGGGGAUCCUGAAGCUGCGUAACGCUGAUGUGGAAGCUCGUAUCGGGGUGGCCGGCUCCAAAAAGAAGAGCACGCGUGCCAGGCUGGUGUUUCGGGUCAACAUCCCCAGGCCGGACGGUUCUGUGCUCACGUUACAGACACCGUCGUCCCCCAUCCUGUGCACCCAGCCUGCAGGGGUGCCUGAGAUUCUGAAGAAGUCCCUCCACAGUUGCUCGGCGAGGGGAGAUGAGGAGGUCUUCAUCAUUGGGAAGAACUUCCUCAAGGACACCAAGGUCAUAUUCCAGGAAAAUGUAUCAGAUGAGAAGUCUUGGAAGGCAGAGGCUGAAAUUGACAUGGAGCUGUUUCACCAGAAUCACUUGAUUGUGAAGGUUCCUCCAUACCAGAACCUAGCCAUCGCGUCUGCGGUGUGUGUGGGGAUCUACGUGGUGACCAAUGCUGGCCGAUCCCACGACGUACAGCCUUUUACAUACACUCCAGAACCAGUGGACAUAUCUGUGAAGAAAGAAGUUCCAUCUCCAGGCAAGCCCUGCUCUUUUGAUCAACGGAUGAAAGUAAUUGAUGGUGCCUUGAUGCCCCCAAUGUUGCCUCUUGUGAAGAGAGAAGAGGUCACUCCAAUGGAGGUCUCCAGCAAUCUCCCUUCUGCUGGCGUGUUCAAGCGGACCCCCGAUGUCAUGUGUUCGGCCCAGCAGACGCUGGACAUGAGUUCCAACCUUCCCCCCAACAACAGCCCGUUCUCCAACUCCUUGCCGCGGCCUGCCAGUGACCCUGAUGAAUCCCAAACAGCAGUCUUCAACAGUGCAGAGGCUCUGAGCACCAUACAGAAGCAGGACAUCGCUCCCACCAACUCCUUCCCCGUGCCUGCAGACUCUCUACUCCAACCUGGGCCUCAGCAGUUCCUCCUGGAGCCCAGAGAGGGGCUGGGGCAGGACAGGGCUGGCAACAACGCUGGGGCAGUAGGGAGGCUCAGUCAACAAGUGGAGGCCCCUCAACCUGCCCCCCAGCAGCACCAGCUGCCCAUAUUCCCCCCAGACGAUGUGGCCCAACUGGAACAAGCAGUGAGACAACUGCAGGCCAAAGGAUACUGCAGCCAGCAGCAACAGCGACAACAGCAACAGAUUCAGCAGCAACAAAUUCAGCAACAACAGCAGCAACAAAUUCAGCAACAACAAAUUCAGCAACAGCAACUACAGCAACAACAACAGAUUCAACAACAACAAAUUCAGCAACAACAGCAACAGCAAAUUCAGCAACAGCAAAUUCAGCAACAACAAAUUCAACAGCAACAAAUUCAACACCAGCAGCAGCAACAGCAAGUGUUGGAGAACCUGCAGCAGCAGCUGUUUCAGUCACAGAUGCCCAUGCAGUGUGGCAUAUUCCAGGGCGGUUCUCGAGGUGAGAACACUGAACAGCAGGGUUCCCAGCAGGGCAUGGUGCAGAACCAUGGUUCUCUCUUUCAGCAGGCCCAACAACAACAGCAGCAGCAGCAACAACAACAACAGAAACAGCAGCAGCAAGCAGCACUCUUUCAGCAAGCCAAUGAGCUCCUCUCCAUUCAGACCAACUUCCUCCAUCAGACCCCUUCUCAUCCCUCUCCACCCCUCUUCCAUAACCCCAGCCCCCUGGCUGAGGCACAGGACCCACAGGGGGCACUGUUCCACACUCAGAAGGCCUCUCCCACCCAGGAGCAGGUCCAGGCAACCCUCUUCCAGAACACCCUGACAGUGUUGAGUAGGACCAGCCUCUCCCCAGAGCAGCCCCCCUCUGCCGCCAACCUAUUCCUCCCCCAGAGUACCCUGCCCAGGCAGCUCUCCGCUAGUGGCAGCCAGCAGCAGCAGCUGGCCUUCCUCAGUGCCCUGCAGACCUCUGCCACUGAGCCCCAGUCAGUGUUCCAGGCUCAGACCCAGCUUUCCCCCAUCCAGCAGGGGACCCCCAUGGAGCAACAGCAGCCCUCCCAGCCUCAGCCCCAGCCUCAGCCACCUCAGCAGAACUCCAUGUUUCAGAACAUCUCCCCUCAUCCACCUGCAAACACUCUCUCUCAGACCCAGCAGCAGCAGGCCGGCCUACUGUUCUGCAGCAACCCCCUCUCCACUCCAGAGCAGGCCCCCAGUCUGCUUUUCAGCAGCCAGGGCCAGAUGCCCCCCAUGAGCAGCAGCAGCCUGAACUCUCAGGAGCCCCAAAACCCCUCCAUGCUGUUCUCUCAGGCCAGCAUGGUGACGGUUAGCCAGCAGGAAUCCUCAGAGCCCAUGGCCUUCCAGGACCAGAGCCAGGUGGUGGGGAACCCCUCAGAGCCUCGCCAGCAGGGCCUGUUCCAAGAGCAGCAGCCCAUGCAGCUGAUCACCAGCUCCAACAAUGGCCCAGAGCAGCCCGUCUCCCUCUUCAUGCCCCAAUCCAACAUGGCUGCCCUGCAGGGUUGCAUGGCUUCCCAGGAGCUCCCGCAGACAGGCAUCUUCAGCACCCAGAAUGGGGUGGCAGGCCUGCAGACCACCACCUCCUCCCCCGUGCAGCAGCCAGGGUCUCUGUUCCAGACAGCAGUCAGUGGGACCCUCAACCAGCCCAGCGAGGCCCAGCAGCCAGGCCUCUUCCUCUUUGGGAUUCAGAAUGAGUGUGGCCAGCUGAUAAACUCUCCUGGAACCACUCUGUCUGAUCAGAUCAUUGCCAUCAGUCAGUCUGGUCAGAACCAGAGAGCGAGUGAGGCCCAGAUCCAGUCGCUGCUCAACCAGUCCAUGUCUGAGUCAGGGAGCAUGCAGAACAGCAUGACCGCCUCCCAGAACAUGGAGAAGAUAGAUGACCUGCUUGUCAGCCUGCAGGAGCAGGGCAACAACCUCACUCGCUCCUACUAGGCCUGCUAUAGGUUUCAGGAGCCCCGAAGACCCCCAGUGUGGACCCCCAUUACAGACGGCAGAAGACCCCCCCAGUGUGGACCCCCAUUACAGACGGCAGAAGACCCCCCCAGUGUGGACCCCCAUUACAGACGGCAAAAGACCCCCCCCCAGUGUGGACCCCCAUUACAGACGGCAGAAGACCCCCAGUGUGGACCCCCAUUACAGACGGCAGAAGAACGGAAACAAAUUCAACAGUGGGCUCCUGUCCAAACUCCAAGUUACAUGUAAGCCUCAGCGGCCUUCUUCUCCAAGGACAGUCUUCAUGUGUAGAUGCGCCACAGUGGCGCCGAGCGGGGUAUCAGUCCUCCACUGCAUCUAAACCUGGACCUCAAAAUAGGACAUAGGUUGUAGUCACCCCACAACUGCAGUGUGGCCAAUGUAUCUCACAGCUAGUCGCCUCCAGCUGUUAAUGAAACAUGACACUUUGAAAUGUUUGGCUAACUCAUCAGUUCUCAGAACAGCACUUUGCGGUGUGGUUUUAUAAAGAUGGUGGUGGAAGCUAGCACAGCAUUCUGUAUUCUCCAGGACCAGAGUGUGGGCUCACAAUUGUUUAUAACGCAUUAUUGUCCUUUUUAUACGAUAUUAAAAGUAUUUUAAGAAAUAGCAAAAGAAAAUAUACAAUUCGUGAAAAAUAAACCUUUGUAAGAUAUUUUGACAUUAGUUCUUUCAGCACUUCACAAUGCUUUCAUUUUGUGACCAUUUACUCAUUAUGUUGGCCCAUGCAUAUUCACUAGUCAGCUAUUUAUCUCUUCUCGUGUUUACUGGAUGUACAGCUCGACUACUUUAUUACUCCUGCAUGUGUGUUGAGUUAUGGUUUUAGUUUUUUAUUGCUCCUUUCAUGAAAUACCAGUUUAUCUUAUUGGCAGCCAUCUUCCCAUUACCCAUUCCUGAGAAUAACUCCAAGUAUUUGAGUAUUACACCAUGGAUUUCUUUCCCUGAUUAGACUCUGGAGUACGAGAGAUGCUCUAGAUUAGGGUCAAUGUGGAUCAAGA